This is a messenger RNA of Malaya genurostris, 7155 nucleotides long. It is a transcript of the gene CLIP-190, whose product is annotated as restin homolog. Bases 881 to 6664 code for a protein of 1927 amino acids. The transcript is spliced from 16 exons. The record is from RefSeq and is a predicted model, not a curated record. Lineage: Eukaryota; Metazoa; Arthropoda; Insecta; Diptera; Culicidae.
UCCCGUUCGAAAUGGGUUUUCAGCUUCGUCGCUGCUUUGUUUACCAGUGUCACGAGAGAUGGCACGGUUGAAGUGAAAUUUCUUCCGUGAAGGUUGUGAAUAACCAGUGAUUGUGCGAUAGUUUUCUUUCGGCCGUGCAAGUUGGAGCAGUGCUUUUACACGACGCUGGAUGUUAUGCAACGCAUGAAGGAAAAAAUACAGUUAUAAUUGAUAAUUUUAACCUAGAAAAUAAUCUGCUGGGUAAAUCUGCGAAGGAUUGACUGCUUCGAUGGGGAUGUGAGCCGAUACGUGGCCCGGUUGUCAGAAGAGGGGGCUCCAUCGAUGGGAUCAUUUUAGAUGACCGUUAAAAAUAGAUGAGAAUGAUUCUUGAUACAGCAUCGGUAUUGUGUUUGGUGCUGUUUUUUUUUUUUUCAUGUAGCGAGAAGAACUAUCUUUACUCUCAAUGUUUGUAAAUAUUGUCUCACAAAAAAUGGUUCAAGUUCAACCAUUCAACUUCGUGACAGUUUUUUUCUGUCUGGGGCAGACUGCUGGUGUUCUGCGUCACGCUGUCGAAAAUAGCUGUCGUUUGCUUGUCGCAGGAAAACAAUUUAAGUGAUUUCGCAGCGUGCUAAUUGCUCGAGCCGUUGCGUUACAAGGGAACUAGUUUAAAUUACUUUGGCGAUAUACGCAUUUCACAGAAAUAGAUUGUUUUGCAAUCAUCCAUUAGGGAUCGAUUCGUAUGAGAUAUUGGUACAAAAAAAACGAGGGAUUUAGAAUACUAUUGGUUCUUUUUAUUUCAAUACUAUAAUUUUUUUAACAUAUAUUAGAGCCCGGAAUCCAGCUCCGUUCAGUGUAGUAGUGUUUUGUUUAUUAAUCUGAAGAAAAGAAAAGAAGAAGAAGAAUGAGUGAAACCAGUGAUGCCAAUGUUCCCGAAUCUAACAGUACCAAUGAGAAAGGUGCUGAGCCAAAAUCUUCCGGUAUUCAGCCGCCUAAAGUUCGCUCGAUUCCGAAACCGUCCGGUAUCAAGCCACCUGCGAUGACGCUUAGCACGUCCAAUACAUCGCUGGCCAGUAUUGGUUCCAGCAUUGUCGCUCCUGCCAGCCGUAUCGGACGUCCCUGUCAGGGACAUAUCGCACCGAAAGCCGGGCUGCCACCACCAGAACCUAAAAACGGUUCUUCAGACACAUCUAGUAUUCCGGGCAGGAUGAGACGACCAAGCGACAGCGACUACAGCAAGUCGCACUUGCCAGACGUUGACGAAGAAAGCGAAACCGAUCUGGUGAUCGAACGAAAAUCGAGAUGCUCGAAAUCACCGGACUCUGGAUUCCGGAGCAACCGGACCUCUCAGGACCGCAAGACGUCAAGCACUUCUACCGGUUCGGAUCUCUACUGGGAAGCAACCGGACGACGCAGAAGCUCAGAUCAAGGUAUUGCCCUGACAACCGAUACGGACAGCUUCAUCAUCGGGCAGCGAGUUUGGGUCGGUGGCCUUCGACCGGGACAGAUUGCGUUCAUCGGCGAGACACACUUCGCACCCGGUGACUGGGCCGGUGUGGUAUUGGAUGAACCCAACGGAAAGAACGAUGGGUCGGUGGCUGGCAAACGGUACUUCCAGUGUGAACCCAAGAAGGGUGUGUUCUCCCGGCUGACACGACUGACACGCGAACCGAUGUCCGGUGCUAGCGGCGGUUCCAGUGCCGGUGAUACGUCGAUGGAUCAAAGCUUGAGGUCUCUGACUUCACCGUCACGAUCCGGAGCGGUAUCACCGACGCACAGUGUGUCCAGUUUCGCUUCCAAGUCACCGGCAAUGGGCAAAGCAGCAACUUUGGCAGUUGGCGAUCGUGUCAUUGUAUCUUCCGGAUUUGGUUCUCGCCCUGGCAUCUUGAAGUAUCUCGGAGAAACCCAGUUUGCAAAUGGCACCUGGUGUGGUAUUCAGUUGGACGAAGCCAGUGGCAAAAAUGAUGGAUCCGUUGAUGGAGUCAAAUACUUUGAUUGCCCGGACAAAUGUGGCAUCUUUGUUCCGAUUGCCAAGGUCACACUGUCGCCAUCAUCACGAAAAACGCGUCUGUCCCGGUCUGGCUCCAAGGAAUCGUUGACAUCCGUCGGAACAAUGAGCUCUAUUGCCACUACGGCCACAUCCAGACUUCGUAUGAGUGCACAGAGAAAAUCAUCGGUCAACGCAGUGCCUUCAACGCCGAAAGCUUCAUUCUCGCUCCAGGAUGUCCUUCGGGAGAAGCAGAACCACAUCGAGCAGUUGAUGCGGGAGCGGGAAAUCGAUCGGGAGGAGGGCGCCAACCAGACCAUCACGUACCAGAAAAAUAUUCAACAGCUAAAGGAGAAAAUCAUCAAGCUAGAAGGGCAGCUGACCGAGGAGAAGCGCCGCUGCGAGGAUCUUCAGUUCAGUGUAGAUGAGGUCACUUUCUGUGGGGAUGAACUGAACUAUCCGCAGGGCAAAAUUCGAAAUUCGGUUCAUGCUCAGACACAGAUCUACAAGGAACGAAUAGCGGAACUCGAGAGAAAACUAAGCGAACAGUCUACUGUUCAAACUGAACAAGAUCUUGCGAGUAAAGAUUCAGCACCAACAGCUGAAUUGAACCUCGAGAUCGAUAAACUGAAGGCAGAAAUUCUCCAGCGUGAUCAGAAGUUGCACCUUACGGAAGAACUGAAAAGUUCACUGGAAAAUGAAAUCUCCAAGCUGCACGAACGGUUGGCGGAAAUGGAGAAGAACCUGGACAUCAAGGUGUCCAGCUACAAUAUCAGCGAGCAGUGCCUCAAGGAAAAGAUUGCCUACCUGGAGGAGCGGAUCGAGGAGAUGGGUGUUGAGUUGACGGGUAAGGAUGCGGAGCUUGAGAAGCAGUACCUGGAGCUGAAGAAUGCCGAGGGACAGUUGGAUGUCGAAGUUGGUCACUUGCAGGAUGACCUGAGAAACAAAGAGGAAUUGCUAGGGGAGAAAGAUAAACAGAUUGCUAAGCUGUCCGGUGAGGUUGCGGCGCUGUUGAAUGAUAUCAGACAACGGGACGUGAAAUUGCUGGAAGGGGAAAGCGGCCUAAAGGCGAUACUGGAUGAGAAGGACGGUAUGCUUGGAAAGCUCCGAAAGGAUUUGGAGGAAUUGUCGACCAAGGAAGGUGCUCUUCGAAGUGAAGUGGAAGGGAAAGAAACGAAAAUUAACAACUUAAAUGCCAAACUUAUCGGCUCGGAAGAACAGAUUAAAUCCUAUGAGGAAAGUGUUAAAGAACUAAAGAAGCUACAGCAAUCCCUUGAAGAUAGUGUUAAAAACAAAAACAAACUUCUAGAGGAGAAAGAUUGCCUACUCGCGCAGCUCCAAGAUCAACUGAAAAACUAUUCAGCAGACAACGAACAACAUACAGCUGAAAUCCAUUCCAAGGAUGCAGAGCUGGAGAAAAAACAACAGGAGUUGGACUCGAAGCAGGAUCAAAUCACCAAACUCGAAUCGGAGAUCAGUGAACUCUCGAAGAAGCUGGCAGAUAUCAUCAAGGAGAAGGAAAGCCGCAGUGUCGAAUAUCUGGCUAGUCUUGAAUUCGAAACAAAAUCGAAAGAGGAUUUGCUCAAUAAACUUGCCAACCAGGAGACUGAACACCUUGCCAAAGACAAACAACUGGAGGAGAGCGAAAUUUUAAUCGGUGCGCUCCAAAAUGAACUAAAAGAACUCAACGUGGCCAAAGCGAAUUUAUCGCGGGAACUGGAGGAAACCAAGAAUAGCUUUGCUGCCAGAGAUGUUGCUCUGAGCAAUGCAAAUGAGGAAAACUUGCGAUUAAGUGAGGAACUUGGAAAAUUGAAAAAGGACUCAGCAGGUGCAAUUUCACUGCUCGAGGAAAGGUUAAAAAAUGCACAAAAAAUACACGAGGAAACUCUGGAACAGCUUAAGAAUACACAAAGAAAGGAAAUGGAAGAUAAAGAUAGCCUAAUCACUCAGAUGGAAGCCUCUUUAGAAAAACUUCAACAGGACAAGGGUGAGCUUCUUGUUCAGUUGGAUCAAUUUAAGAUAUCAGGUAAAAAUUCCAACGAUGAAAUUGCCGGUAAAAUUAAUGAAAUACAGGAGUUGACAAGGCAGGUGGCAGCAUUAAAAGCCGAGUUGGCUUCCAAAUGCGAGAGUUUGGAUAAAACUACACAACUUCUGACGGAUUGCAAUUCCAAAUUGCAAAAUGGCGAGAAGAAGUUCCUGGAUUUACAGGACAUUUUCGGUAAACUGGAGAUCGAACACGCGGAUUUGAAACGCAAAAUGGAAGCUCUGGAACAGAAGAUUGUACAGCUUCAGCAACAGAAGGCCGAUCUGGAGAAGGAGAUUGAUUCGCUUCGGUCUUCUACAUUGGACUCCAAUUCAGAACUUUCCCGGUUAACCGAUGAGUUGAAAUUGAAGCAGAAAGCUCUGGAAGAGCUGCAGGAUACUUUCAAUUCGACAAAAAUCGAAAUGGAAAGAAGAUUGGAUGAGGCUGGCCAAUCGAACGGGGUGUUGAAUGAGCAGAUGGAUCGGUUACGGAACGAGAUGCAACAGAUAUCCAGCCAGAAGAUCGAUCGUGAGAACGAAUUGAAUGUAGAACUUGCGAAGAUUAAGGAAACGGCGGAGGUUGAAAGGGAAAACCUUGUGCGGGAGAUUGCGGGGUUGAAAGCCAGUUUCGAGGAAGAGAGAAAUCGAUUACUACAGCUAGCUGAUGCAAAACUAAUCGAGUUUGAGACUGUGAAAGAGGAAUUGAGCAGUAAGGUAGCUGAACUGGAAGGAUCAAUAAAGCAAUUGCGAUUGGAACUGGAACAAGCGAAAGAACAGGUAUCGGUGAAUCAGAAUGAUUCAACGGAAAGAUUAAAACAGUAUGCGGAAAUUGAAGAAUCUUUGAAAAAACAACUCGAAGAAUCCAAAAAAGAGGAAUCUUCUCUACGCUCUGAACUUGAUGAUCUCCGACAAUCAAUGGAAAAGGGUAGCCAUGAUGUGGCUGCUCAGCUAGAUGAAAAGAAUAUAAAAAUAUCUGAAAUCGAGAAGGAAAUUCGUUCGGUUAGAGAAGAACUUGCCAAGAAGGAAGAGGAAAGUGCUGAAUUCAGUAGAAAGCUGGAGCAGAAUGCCGGUACUCAUUCAGACAUGUUGAAACAGCUUGAGGAUUGUCUGACGCAAAUUCAAGAAUUGUCAAACGAUAAAGCCAAAGCUGAGUCUUCGUCUAGAGAUCUUUGCACAGAACUGAAAUCCCUUAAAGAGAAAUAUCAGGAGAUGGAAGAAGAACAAGUGGAUUUGGUACAUCGCGAAGAGAUUCUUAAGGAAGAAGUUCAACAGUUCAGCGAGCAGCUUGAAGUUUCUGAAAAACAGAACAAACAGUGUAUGCUACAGCUGGAUGAGAAAAACCAGGAAUUGGUAAAGGUUAUUGAUGAGUUAAAUAUUGUAAAAUCAGACCUGCAAAACCAAACAUCGAAUUCAGCGGCAGAAAUUGCGGAAAAAGAACAAAUGAUUGCCGGUUUAUCUUCAAAGGUAGCUGAUCUAUCACCACUGGUAAAGGAGGUGGAAGAUCUUCGCGUCGAACUGAAAUCCAAGGAACAAUUGGUAAAACAACAAUCUGAAGCUACCCAGCAAUAUGCGCUACAACAGGAGGAUGCCAAACAAGCAAUGACUGAUAAGGAAUCUGCUUUGCUGCAAAAGGAAGCUGAACUGACACAACUCCGCGAAGAACUGAUAAAUAAGCAAUCAGAAAAUGAACAACUAACGAGUAAGCUGCAAUUAACGGAGAAGUGUCUAGUCGAAAGAGAUGAGCAGGGAAACAAAACGGCUUCGGAUGUUAGUAACUUGAAAGAAGAGCUAGAGAAGGCUAAACAUACCGUCAAACAGCAGAAUGACAAGCUAAAAGAGCAAAGCAGAACAGUUCACGAACUCGAAACAAAACUGGUAGCGCAUGGUGCUCAGUUCGAAGAGCUUUUGAAUAAGAAAAAAUCUUCCGAAACAGAAAACUCGCACAUGUUACACGAACUCAAUCAAAAACUGUUAGAGAUGGAGAAUGUAAAACAACAGGAAAUAGCAGAAUUACAGAACAGACUAAGCGAAACAAUAAAAAAAUUCGAAGCACAGGUGGCUGAAUCGGUUAAAAGUACAGGCAAUGCGCAAUCCGCAGCGAAAAGGCAACGGGAGUUGGAGUGUGAGAGACAGAAUCUCGAGAUGCGCGAAACGGAAAUGCAAAUGACCCAACGAAUGCUCCAGAAAGAGGUGGAUCUGCUUAAGACCCAGCUAACGAUAAAGGAUAGCGAAAUCCGGAAGCUUUCGCAAGAAUUGACAUCGACCGCCAAGGCUCCCGUGGCUUCGUUCGCUGUGAGCGAUGCUGCGGAUGAGGACACUGGCGCUCAAAUCAACUUCCUGAAUAGUAUUAUUGCCGAUAUGCAACGAAAAAAUGAUAAACUCACACUGCGGAUACAGGCACUCGAGCAGACCAGCAUCGACGGUAACAAUCACAACAUGAGCUUCGAAUUCAGCAAACGGAAACCGGCGCCACGGGUAUUCUGUGACAUUUGCGACGAGUUUGAUCUGCAUGAAACCGAAGACUGUCCGAAGCAGAGUUCCGAUAGUCCACCGGAAUCGCUGAAACAUCCGACGGCCGAUCCGAAGGAACGGAAGUUGCCCCCACCGAGGAAGUACUGCGAAGGAUGCGAAGUGUUCGGCCACGAGCUGGGCGAAUGUCCUGACGACGAGACAUACUAGAGCAACGGAAACUUCUGCUCGAACAAUAAGACAUCGGAAUCCUUGUUUCCAGCCGGUGGGCUGAGAGGUGCAGCAGAAUAUGCGCAUGCUUUUCACCGUUAUUAUCGAACACCCUGUUUUCGUUCGUGUUCAUACUGUAUCGUUGUUUUUUUAUUUGUUGUUUGAACGUUAGACAACUGUUGCUCCGGUUUCCAGGAACGUUUGUAGCGUCUAGCGAAAAAGGAAAAUUCAACGAAUCAUUAUUUAAUUUAUUUUAAUCUGUUUGUGUAAUUUAAGAUCAGAACGGGUUUGUAAAACAGUAUAGAAGCAGAGAUUGCCCAUACACGAAUUAUUUCCACUGUGGCGAAAGUCGUUUGUUAUUCAGUGAUAUUCCGUUAGACAAACCAAUUAGUUCUAUUAGCAGCUUAGAAUCGCUUAGAGCUUAUUUAUUUCACACUGUAGACACUAUUUGAUACACGUUAGAUAGAAUAUUAAAACACCGUCAAAUAAAA